UACUCGGCCCUCCUGACCAAAACGAACCGCAUCGCCAGGAUCUUCAGCGGGGUGAAGGAGGGGGUCCAGCGCCCCCGGUUCAUAAGCCCCACGUCACAGGUGGUCAUCUGCAUGGCCCUCAUCUCUUGCCAGCUCAUCAUCGUCAUCAUCUGGCUGCUGGUGGAGACCCCCGGCACAGGCAAGGAGACUGAGCCUGACAAGAGGUACAUCGUCACCCUCAAGUGCAACAACCGCGACUCCAACAUGCUCAUUUCGCUCACCUACAAUGUCCUCUUGAUUGUCCUCUGCACGGUCUAUGCCUUCAAGACACGGAAAUGCCCUGAAAACUUCAACGAGGCCAAGUUCAUUGGGUUCACCAUGUACACGACCUGCAUCAUCUGGCUGGCCUUCCUGCCCAUCUUCUACGUGACCUCCAGCGACUACCGUGUCCAGACCACCACCAUGUGCAUCUCGGUGAGCCUCAGCGGCACCGUGGUCCUCGGCUGCCUCUUCACCCCCAAGCUCCACAUCAUACUCUUCCAGCCGCAGAAGAAUGUGGCCAGUCACCGCGUGGGCACCGCUCGGUUCAGCGUGGCAGCUGCCAGCUCCAGCCAGUCCCAAGGCUCAGCCUCGCAGUACGUGCCCACGGUGUGCAAUGGUCGCGAGGUGGUGGACUCCACGACGUCGUCCUUGUGAAGGAUGGGAGGGCCAAGCUGUGGUGCUGCCACACGGCACCUCCCCAGGGAGAGCAGUGCCCACAGCAUGGCCCGACCGGGUGCCGAAUGCAGCCGGGAGGCUCAGCCCCUGCCCCAGCACGAGCUACACAUCCCACCUGUCGGGUCAUGGUACGUGUCACCCUUCCCUUGCACCGAGCCACGUUUACAUGUCCUCUGCACCCUGCACUGAGCCAUGGUGAACAUCCCCAACCCCUGCACUGAGCCACGGCGCAUGUCCCUCUGCGUCACCUGCACUGAGCCAUUGUGCUCCCCCACCCCCUGCACUGAGCCAUGGUGAAUGUCCCUCUGUCCCUUGCACUGAGCCGUAGUGCACAUUGCACGGACCUUGCACCGAGCUGUGGUGUGUGACCCCCAUUCCCUACACCACCUGUGGCACAAAUACCCCCUUCCCGUCCCUCGCACUGAGCCCUGGUGCACAACGUGACUCCCUCUCGCAAAGCCACAUUCCAACUCCCGCUUUUCUUGUGCCAAUCCACGCCGCACCUCCUGCUCCCUCCACGCCGAGCUCCAUGCUGGCACACACUGCCCACCACGCUUUCCCUGUCACCCUGUGCCAAGCUGUGCUCCACGUCACACUUUUCCUGGCGCUUCGUAGUUUCACUUUUCCUCCUGGUUUGGCCCCAGCAGAGCUGCUGAGCGUGGCCGGGCUGGGCCCAAGCCCCCCAUCGCUCCCCUCCCUGUGCGUGGCACUUCUCACCCCUUUAUGGGAGACGGGGCAGGAGCAGGGGCGGAUGAAUUCCCGCUGGCCCCCAGCCCCGGCAGAUCCCAGAGGGGCCGUUGGAGGCUCAGGGC
This is a messenger RNA of Lepidothrix coronata (blue-crowned manakin), 1508 nucleotides long. RefSeq names its product metabotropic glutamate receptor 2-like. The annotation marks the transcript as partial. Gene Ontology annotation, cellular component: membrane. Lineage: Eukaryota; Metazoa; Chordata; Aves; Passeriformes; Pipridae. Gene Ontology annotation, molecular function: group II metabotropic glutamate receptor activity. The transcript is spliced from 3 exons. Gene Ontology annotation, biological process: regulation of synaptic transmission, glutamatergic; G protein-coupled glutamate receptor signaling pathway. The record is from RefSeq and is a predicted model, not a curated record.